UCAUUUAAGAACAAAACAAAAAGCCAAAUCCUCUGCAAAACCCUAAUCAAAAGCAAAGAUGAGGCCUCUAGACGAGAAAGAAACCACCGCCGUUUUCGAAAAAAUCUUUAAAUUCACCGGGAACAACCUGAAGAACAUAGUCGAGAACCCAUCUCAUGAAGGACCCGACAAGGAACCCGGUCGCUAUUGUUUCAGGCUACACAAAAACAAGGUCUAUUACGUCAGCGACUCCCUCGUCAAACGAGCCACUAACGUCGCCAGAACCAAGCUGGCUUCCAUUGGAACCUGCGUAGGUAGGUUCACCCACGGUGGCAACUUCCAUCUGACCAUCGAAUGCUUAAACCUCUUGGCUGCUAACGCCAAGCACAAGGUUUGGCUGAAACCCACGUCGGAGAUGUCGUUUCUUUACGCGAAUCACGUUUUGAAAGGUGGGCUAGGGAGGAUAACGGAGAGCAUCGCGCCUGGUGAUGGGGUUGUGGUUUUUUCCAUGUCGGAUUUGCCUUUGGGGUUUGGGGUUGCGGCGAAGAGUACACAGGAUUGUAGGAAAUUGGAUCCUAAUGCCAUUGUCGUGCUUCAUCAGGCUGAUAUUGGGGAGUAUUUGAGGAUGGAGAAUCAGCAUGAGCAGAUAAUUGAAGAAUAAAUCGGGUACGGGGAUACGAGCGUCAUCAAACUCAGUGGUGUGCUUAUAGCCUCUAAUGUCAUCUAAGUCAAGUUGAUAGUGAUUUCUUAUACAUUUUUGUUCAGAGGAGAGCUUUUUGUGUACACUAGUGAGGGUAUGUGACUGUAAUUGAUUGGAAAAUCAUGGCUAUUAGCAUCUCUGUUACUUGGAUUCUAGUCGGUAUUGGGCACGAGUGCUUAACUUUUUAGAAGUUAUUUUUCCAUAUAUUUGAAGAAUCAUAUCACAUAUUAGCGGCUUGAAGACUCAAAA
Messenger RNA from Gossypium raimondii (Peruvian cotton), 928 nucleotides. RefSeq lists its product as uncharacterized. Bases 59 to 640 code for a protein of 193 amino acids. NCBI's taxonomy places the organism in Eukaryota, Viridiplantae, Streptophyta, Magnoliopsida, Malvales, Malvaceae. Gene Ontology annotation, biological process: ribosomal large subunit biogenesis; ribosome assembly. Gene Ontology annotation, cellular component: nucleus; nucleolus; preribosome, large subunit precursor. The record is from RefSeq and is a predicted model, not a curated record. The transcript has 2 exons. Gene Ontology annotation, molecular function: RNA binding.